Messenger RNA from Labrus bergylta (ballan wrasse), 2528 nucleotides. Its product is annotated as OX-2 membrane glycoprotein-like. Gene Ontology annotation, cellular component: neuronal cell body; cell surface; axon. Gene Ontology annotation, biological process: heterotypic cell-cell adhesion; negative regulation of neuroinflammatory response. The record is from RefSeq and is a predicted model, not a curated record. Gene Ontology annotation, molecular function: cell-cell adhesion mediator activity. NCBI's taxonomy places the organism in Eukaryota, Metazoa, Chordata, Actinopteri, Labriformes, Labridae.
AACUCAGUUUUUUGAGUAACCGUGAAAAGCUGUGAUUCACAAAUUGAUGGAAGAGCCGUGUUUUAUUUAAUUCUGAUUUUUUAAGCUUUGAUAAGAAAAGUCUUUUAAAAAACAUUUUGAUACCCUUCUCUGUUUACAUGAAUUUUAAAUCUGUUUUAUUUUUUAAAAUGUAAGUUUUAAAUCUGAAUGUUUGCCUUUGUAUGACUAAUAAUGUACAAAAUGUCUUUGUGAGAGAUUUUUGCAUCUCUUUGAAUGAAAUUUUGACUUUUUUUGUUAAAUUAUGACAAGGGGAAUAAUGAUGUGACUGAAAACAUUGUGAAGUAUUAUUUCUUUAGUCAUAAAUAAAAUUGUUAUUUUAAAAAAACAGCACAGACUGCACACCAGAAGCUGCUGUGUUUAAUUCACCUGAUCAAUAGUGUCAUAUUUCCCCUGAAUGAGUUUAAUCAACUCAACAUGAUGAAAGUACAAGAAGAAAAUAUAAUUUUUCAUGUAUAUCCAUCAAUUCAAGUUAUGAUCCUGUUAUUUGUUUCGUGUUAAAAUGUUCUAACUCAAUGUCAGCUGCAAAUGAUCAGCAGCAAUUACACAUUUUGUCCACUAGAGGUCGCUUUUGGUUCAGAUUUAAUUAAGUUAAGUGUAGCAAUUACUUUCUCUUAACCUCAUUUUACCUGCUGACUGUCAUCUAACAAUAUCAGUCAGUUUAUAUAUAUGAGUUUUAAUGACUCAGUCCAGAAUCAUCUGUUUGUCUGAUAAUUUAAUAUAAUAAUGUAGAAAAAGGUGCAAUGGAAGAGCUGAACAGUUGUGCAGGAAUGUGCAUCAAUAACGUGUAAAAAACUUAGUGUCAGCUACUGCAUAUUAUCAACAGCAGUUGCACCUCAUGGCCACUAGAGGUCUCUGUUGAUCCAGAUUUAGACCAACACAAGCGGUCUCAUAUCAGAGCAGACCUUCUGUUUAUCUCAUUUAUCUGCAGAGAGACCGCUGCCUCACUUUCACUUUAGUUUGGUGGUGGGUGAAUGAAUGAUAUGGCGCAGCGUGCACUUAUUCUCUCUUCAUUUGUGCUGACAGUCUCUCAGAAAGGUCUAAACUCUGUGAUACAAACACAGAAGACUGUGGCUGCAGCUGUAGGAGAGCAGGCCUGCUUAAAGUGUCUGCUGAUUCAAACCAAAGAAGUUCAUCAAGUCACCUGGCAGAAGAUUCUACCUGAUGGAGAGAGGAACGUCGCCACUGACAACCUGCACUUCGGUCAAAGAGUGGACCCUUACUUUAGUGGUAAGGUGGAGUUUCGAGAUGCUGGACUGCAGAACACCUCCAUCGUGAUCAGGAACGUGACGGAGGAGGAUGAAGGCUACUAUCGCUGCAUGUUUAACACCUACCCUGAUGGAGCUCUCACUGCUACAACCUGCCUCAAACUCUACGAGCUGCAUGGACCCGUUCUUCACGUCAGAGAAUCAAACUUUUCUGAAGAGGUCAUUGUUUUCUGCUCAGCUACGGGUCGACCUGCUCCCACUGUCACAUUAAGUGUCCUGCAUCAAAAACUCAACUUUUCUACACACAGUUUCAAAAACACAAACGGUACGGUCACUGUUAACACCACAGGUGUGCUGAUGCGUAGCUAUGACAACAGCACACAGGUUGAAUGUGAAGUUCAAGUGCCCUCCGUUCCUCUGAAGAAGGACUCUGUGAUGAUUCCUGCAGUCCAGCUGUCGUCUGAAGAUGGUUCAAAGGUCGACACUGGAUCUAAUGUUGUUGGUAUUACUCUGGUCAUCGCAGCAGUUGUGAUAGUCUCUUUAGUGGUUCUUCUGUUCUGUCUUCUGUGCUUUCUGAGACAAAAACUACUGAACAGCCCCAAAUCUUGGUGUAAGAAUAAGGAGGACCCUGAGGUGAUCAAAACACCGCUACCUACUGAGAAACCUCUCAUGAACAGAACGCCUUUAAUGCAUCAAGAGAACGAGCAGGAGGGCCUCAGGCAGUGGACAUCUUCUGCUGACAAGAUGAUCAACUUCAAACAACAAGCUUCAUCUCGGACACCACAGUGUAAAAAAAAGCCAAAUCUUUAGUGAUGCAGAAACACACAAGGUGACAAAGUGAAGAAGAGUGACUUCAACAUAUCAGUCCAGAUGUUGCAGCAUGUUAGAGGACACACAUCUGUGUCUGUUGAUGAGUGUUAAGUCCAGCAGAUUCUCUUUUGAAUCCAUAUGAUGCUUUUAUUGUCUUUUUUAUGCAUCUCUUGUUUAUACAUUUUGAUAUACUUUAAAAGAAAUACAUUUAAAUUCUGCAGCUUCAAUUUUUAUUUAUUUCUUUAUGAUUCUUCAAACCCAAAAAUGAACUUACCAUGGUCCAAUAGUUUACUCUAAUGUUGGUUAUCUUCACUAAUACCUGAAAUAACAAAUCAGAAUUUAUGUAUGUUACAUUCCUAUUUUAUCACCCCUGUUGCCAUGGUAUAUGAGGCAUUUGCUUCCUUUUUUAUGCAUCUCUUGUUUAUACAUUUUGAUAUAUUUGUAAAUAAAUACAUUUAAAUUAUGCAGCUUCAA